Xiphophorus maculatus (southern platyfish) is the source of this 3598-nucleotide messenger RNA. RefSeq names its product heterogeneous nuclear ribonucleoprotein K-like (gene hnrpkl). Gene Ontology annotation, cellular component: nucleus; cytoplasm. The coding region runs from base 144 to 1439 and encodes 431 amino acids. The transcript has 16 exons. The record is from RefSeq and is a predicted model, not a curated record. NCBI's taxonomy places the organism in Eukaryota, Metazoa, Chordata, Actinopteri, Cyprinodontiformes, Poeciliidae. Gene Ontology annotation, biological process: regulation of mRNA splicing, via spliceosome; regulation of transcription by RNA polymerase II. Gene Ontology annotation, molecular function: mRNA binding.
UGUGCAAAGAGACGGAGCGGGAGAAGGUCGACAAAUCGAGCCUAUCCACAGAUUUUUCAGGGCGAGGCGACGGUAGAGGAGCGCGGUGAACGUGGUUUGGCUGCAGAUCCAGGAAGAACCAGUUUGCUUUUCACUGCAGACUCAUGACAAUGGAAAUGAAGGGCGAACAGCAGGACGAAGAUAUUUCAUUCAGCAACACUGACACUAAUGGUAAACGUCCUGCUGAGGACAUGGACGAGGAGCAGGCCUUCAAACGUUCACGCAACAUUGAUGAGAUGGUGGAGCUGCGUGUUCUGCUUCAGAGCAAAAAUGCGGGAGCCGUCAUUGGAAAGGGUGGCAAGAACAUAAAAGCUCUUCGCACAGACUACAAUGCCAGUGUAUCAGUCCCAGACAGCAGUGGCCCAGAGCGGAUCCUGAGUGUAAGUGCCAGUAUCGACACCAUUGGAGAGAUUCUACUGAAAAUCAUACCAACACUAGAGGAGUACCAACAUUACAGUGGGAUUGAUUUUGACUGUGAGCUUCGCCUGCUGAUCCAUCAGAGCUUGGCUGGUGGGAUAAUUGGAGUGAAAGGUGCCAAGAUAAAGGAGCUGAGAGAGAACACCCAGACCACCAUCAAGUUGUUCCAAGAGUGCUGUCCACACUCUACCGACAGGGUCGUCUUAGUGGGAGGAAAACCAGAACGUGUGGUUGAAUGCAUAAAAGUGAUCCUGGAGCUAGUAUCAGAGGCACCCAUUAAAGGCCGUACUCAGCCUUACGACCCUAACUUCUAUGAUGAGACGUAUGACUACGGUGGCUUCACCAUGUUGUUUGAGGAUAGGGGCCGACGACCCAUGGGUGGAUUUCCCAUCCGCGUGCGCGGCGGUUUUGAGCGCUUGCCUCCUUUACGUGGCAGCAGACCUCUGCCUCCCUCCAGAAGGGACUAUGACGACAUGAGCCCUCGCCGGGGUCCUCCACCGCCGCUUAGCAGGGGCAUACGAGGGGGCAGCCGAGCGCGUAACCUGCCUCUCCCGCCACCCCCGCCGCCAAGAGGAGGAGGAGACAGGUUUUCACAUGGCAGCUACCAUGGCAGCAUGGAUGACAGACCAAGUGAAAGAAGAGGCAGAGACCGCUAUGACAGCAUGAGUGGAGGUGGUUACGACAACAAUUCUUCUUGGGAGCGCUUUCCAUCUGGCGGCAGAGGAUCGUACAGUGACAUCGGAGGCCCAGUCAUCACGACGCAAGUCACCAUCCCAAAAGAUCUGGCGGGCUCCAUCAUCGGGAAGGGCGGCCAGAGAAUCAAGCAGAUCCGCCACGAGUCUGGGGCAUCCAUCAAGAUUGAUGAACCACUAGAGGGCUCUGAGGACCGCAUCAUCACCAUCACAGGGACACAGGACCAGAUCCAGAACGCCCAGUACUUACUGCAGAACAGUGUGAGGCAGUACUCCGGUCGGUUCUUCUAGAGGGAAGCGGAAGAGAGGGUGAAGCCAUGCUGCCAUACUGUUUGCUCAUUCUAUUCAGAGCCAACAUUCCUCUGCUUUGGGUAGAUGUGUCCCUUCCCUUUAACUGUCUCCAGCUACACCACCGCUGUGUACACCAGGUUUUAUUUGGAGGCCUGAAAAAUCCAUAAUUCAGUGCUGGUAUCUUAUUUUUCUUUUUCUUUUUAUCUACUGGUGUGUAACCCAGCUGUGUGAUUAGAUUUGGUGUUGUGAACCGGCCCUAGGCCUUAUCUUCCGCAUUUCAGUACAGCAAGCAGAAUGUACUUUUUUUUUCCUGUUCUUGUUUGAAAGAUAUUUUUAUGAUUUCCUUUGAAUUUUAAGACCACUUUCCUAGCAAAGAUGACUGGUUUUUGAAUGGUUGAGAAACUGUUGGAGUAAAGUUAAAUAACUGAUUAACUUACAUUUUCCAUCACUUGUCUCCAUAUGUAAAAAGUGUUUUUUUUUUUUUUUAGAUGGUGUUUGAGGGGUUUGGGGAGAGUAUUUAUUUUGGAGCAGCGGAAAUCAAUAGUAUUCUCAAUUUCACAGAGAGCAAAACUUCGGUUUUACAUUUAAUGCUUUUAAUGGGUACCGAGGAGAAACUGGUUAGGAGUGUAUGGGGCCUUUGUUCUGUAUAAGCAUGGAUGUGUUGUUCGGAGUCAGUCUUUGGGUUGAUAAGCAAUGUGGGCUUAAAAAUUUUAAACCCCAGACAGCUCACUCCUACACCCCACCGCACACACUAGGCAUGGGCCUGUAUGAUGACCUUGUGUGAAAAUGUCACAAUGAAUAUAUCUACACAAAAAAAAUAAAAAUAAUAUAUGUGAUUUGAUCUGCCUUUAUUAAAAACAAAAAAGCAUUUUUUUUCAGCUUUUGCUAAAAUAGUAUGCAGGAUAUCAUCACAUUUUUAUAAACAUUGGCUAAAUAUUUUUAAAAAUUUUCCCAUAUUUUGUAAGGGCAACAUGCCUUACAAAAUAAGCCUUUUUUCUGCCAGCUCAUCGGCAGUGUGCAACAAGUAGUAGAGAGGAGGCAGGAAGAAAUUCAGACAUUCAACCACAGGAACACUGAAAUUUCCUAUGUAGGUCUACCACAAAAACAGACCAAUCAAGCAAAUGUAAAGACUGUUUGAUUGGUCUGUUGCUGGGAGGGUUUACACUGUUGACGCCUUAAUUUUUUGUUUUUUAGCAGAGCAGCCUAGUCCAAUGCUUUUUGGUAAUGACACCUUUUUCAAACAUGUCUUCUGUCUGAAGGUGUAAUAAAUGUGAAAGACUGUUUAGGCAAAAGAACAAUUGUAAGAAAAUCUACUUUUAUUUGAAAGAUGAUUGUACGGUUUGUAUAUAUAUAUGUAUUUGCUUAAAACCUGUAAUUUUAAGGACUUUUGGUUCGGCCCAAACUGUGUGAUGUUUUCUUGGAAGAAAAAAGUGCCAAAAACAGACUUACAAGUUUUCUUCUUUGCCAUGUGGCCCUUUUGUGCCAAACUUAACAAAAAUAAAUAUUCUCUAAAAUCAUAUUAGAGCUAUUGAAAACACAGCAUUUUAAAAAUAUAAGAUGAUAUAAUAAAAAUGUCAGAACAAAACUGCAGAAAAGAAUUAUAAAUACAAAGUGUGCCUGUGUGGCCAUUUUGUUCCUGCACUUUUGGUCAUUUUGUUUCAUGACUUUCUGCAAUAUACAAAAAGCUACAAACAAACUAAAUGAUGCUUAUGUGCGUGGGUAUGAAACAGGUUAAAGGGAAUGUAAAGGUGCACAAUUGGUGAAGGGACAAAUGAAUCUAGUUAUUUACAAAUGUAUUUCUAAUGAAAUCUUUCCUACGCGUUUUCUGAUUACGGAAUUAUAUUUUGAAUCUUUUACUGUAAAAAAAAAAAAAAAAAUACACAAUCAACUUUUUCAUCAAUAUUGGGUUUUCUGUCACUAGAAAGGAUGAAUUUGCUGUUGUGUAGCCUCAGUCUCAGAUCUGUUCACUCGUGUAGUUUUGUUUUUCAUUUUUGGACUUUUUUUUUUUUUUUUUUUUUCUUUGAAAGCAUCCCUGAAGAUGCAGUUCUGUGAGGCGGAUGCAGCUUUGCGAGUCCACAAGUGAUGAAUUCUGUAUUUGCUCUCAGAUAUUUGUAGUAACUCCAAGUGUUUAGUAAAUAAAGUCUGUGUCACAGCUCUGA